Molecule: messenger RNA, 982 nt
Organism: Octodon degus (degu)
Lineage: Eukaryota; Metazoa; Chordata; Mammalia; Rodentia; Octodontidae
Product: histone H2B type 1
Exons: 2
Coding region: 17-397 (126 amino acids)
Cellular component (GO): nucleosome
Molecular function (GO): protein heterodimerization activity; DNA binding; structural constituent of chromatin
Source: RefSeq, a predicted model, not a curated record
UUUUGAGAUCUUAGAGAUGCCUGAGCCAGCGAAGUCGGCGCCUGCCCCGAAGAAGGGCUCCAAGAAGGCGGUGACCAAGGCGCAGAAGAAGGACGGCAAGAAGCGCAAGCGCAGCCGCAAGGAGAGCUACUCGGUGUACGUGUACAAGGUGCUCAAGCAGGUGCACCCGGACACGGGCAUCUCGUCCAAGGCCAUGGGCAUCAUGAACUCGUUCGUCAACGACAUCUUCGAGCGCAUCGCGGGCGAGGCGUCGCGCCUGGCGCACUACAACAAGCGCUCCACCAUCACCUCCCGGGAGAUCCAGACGGCCGUCAGGCUGCUGCUGCCCGGGGAGCUGGCCAAGCACGCUGUGUCUGAGGGCACCAAGGCUGUCACCAAGUACACCAGCUCCAAGUAAACUUCCCAAAGUCAAGUACAUGAUGAAGAUUGGAUAAAUCACAGAAGUGAAUCAGUCGAUCUCUUUUUACCAAGAAGAGCAAAUAGCCUUUAGACUUACUUUUCUACCACUGGCUGCUGCUGGACACUGUUUUAUUUCGCAAAUAAACUAAUGAAAAGUGAUAGCUACUGGAAGAUCACUGGUAAAACAAUCAAGAAAGAUCAAUAGGCAAUUGCCUAAAAUAUUGGAUUUUUUCUGAGUAUAAAAAUAAUGUUUUUUGGUAGAAAUUUGUAAAAAGAAACACAUACAAAGAAGAGAAUUAAAAUAAUUCCCCGUGUCUCCUGUUGUUUUUAUACAUAUAUGAGGUAGCUACUCAUAAGAAUAUGAAUGCAUAAUAAUGUAAAUAUAAUCAAUAAAUAUCAUAUAAAUGUAGAUGUCAGGUUGUAAAUAUAUAUUGAUAAUUUUUAGUUAACUAAUCAUGACUAGCAAGAAUGUUUAUGAAUACGUAUUUAUUUUAUGUGUCAUUUGUGUUUUUGACUAAUUUCAUUGACUCCCACUUACAUGUCACAUAUAGGUCAUACAAAUCAUAAUUUUUCAUGUAUUUUC